This is a messenger RNA of Closterium sp. Yama58-4, 501 nucleotides long. Lineage: Eukaryota; Viridiplantae; Streptophyta; Zygnematophyceae; Desmidiales; Closteriaceae. The record is from the annotation of a GenBank genome assembly.
AUGACAGAAUCAUCGCUAUCCGUGACUCGCGUGCGGCAGCAGCAUGGAUUCCCGGCUCGCGCUCUUCGCGCUUCUCCUCGCCGCCGUCCUUGUCUCAGCGAGCGCCAAGGUGGAGAAGGACGUCAAGCAGCUGCAGAUCGGCGUCAAGGUGAGCGCCAUGCCGUCAAGUUCAAGCCGGAGACAUGCCACACCAAGGCGCGCAACCUCGACACUGUCAGGGUUCACUACAAGGGCAUGCUGGUGGAUGGCAGCGUGUUUGACUCGAGCUACGAGCGCGGCGACCCGCUGCAGUUCCGCCUGGGACAGGGCAACGUGAUCAAGGGGUGGGACAUAGGCAUUCUGGGCAUGUGUGUGGGCGAGAAGCGCAAGCUCAAGAUCCCGCCGCACAUGGGGUACGGCGAGUCGGGCUCGCCACCCAAGAUCCCCGGCGGGGCGACGCUCAUCUUUGAGACGGAGCUGGUGGAGAUCGUGGGGGCCAAGCCUGAUGACGACGAGCUCUGA